Molecule: messenger RNA, 666 nt
Organism: Coffea eugenioides
Lineage: Eukaryota; Viridiplantae; Streptophyta; Magnoliopsida; Gentianales; Rubiaceae
Product: EPIDERMAL PATTERNING FACTOR-like protein 2
Exons: 3
Coding region: 198-611 (137 amino acids)
Biological process (GO): guard cell differentiation; stomatal complex development
Source: RefSeq, a predicted model, not a curated record
UGUAGAAAACUGGUGUGUACAAAUUUGCAAACUGCAUAGAAGCUUUUGAGAGUAAUGGAGAGCAGGUGGCAGCGAUGCCAUGCAGUCACUUCUGAUUGACCAAUCUUUCUUCUUUUACCUCAAUAUAUAUUCCAUCUUUCUGACUUCCCGACUUGCUCUCUCCCUCUUUCCCCAACUCUUUUCACCUUUUUAGCUCAAUGGGUUCAGGAGCUGGCCGCAUUUUUCACUAUAGAAAUCGACAUCUCCUCACUUUUGUGCUCUUUCUUCUGAUUACAAGAUCGAACCCUUUUAAAAUCAUUGCUGAAGGCAGAGCAACUCCUAAAUUGCAGGUUCAGAGCCUUGAAGCUAAUCAGAAGAGAGUUGAAGAGAAGGUUGUCAUGGUGAGGUCUUUGAUAGGAUCAAGGCCACCAAGAUGUGAGAGAAGAUGCAUGUCUUGUGGGCACUGUGAAGCAGUUCAAGUUCCAAUUGUUCCCAGUCUAAAGCACCAAAAAACAAGGAGCAAUCAGUUCUUUGCAACACCUACUAUAGCUUAUUCAAGAGGUGAUGAUAUCUCCAACUAUAAGCCUAUGUGUUGGAAGUGUAAAUGUGGCAACUUCAUUUUCAAUCCUUGAUUGUAUUUUUCAAUUAUUAGACCAAAAAAAAAAAAAAAAGGACCCACAAGUCGAG